GGCUUUUUCCUGGUUUGGUUUUACCGGCCAAGGAGAGAGAGCAACCAGAAAAAAAAUGACUCUACAGACACGAGAAAUGAAGAAGGGUUGCUGACUGACGGAACCACAUUUGGCAAAAAGAGUGAAAGAGAUAACACGCGUGAACAGCACGCGAGGAAGGACCCCUCGCGCGUAUACUUCAUGUUCCGCGCUCCUUUUUAAAUUUGUACAAUCAGGAAAAAUGUUGCCUUCACCACAGGCAGCCCAAGCGCACUAUUUGUGGGUUCGGGCUUCAGAGGUCAUUUGGUGGGAAUAUACUAGAAUUAUUAGUGUAUUAUCUCAUGCCAAAUAAAUGCAAAAAGUCUUGAAGAUAUUAAGUCUUCUUGUUUGUCUAUCGGUACUAGUAGCCUUUAAGAUAACGAAAAUCGAUAUUCCUUGCAUUAUUACAUGUGAUUCGGGCCCUUAUUGAUCGAAUUUUAUCACAUGUAUUCGAAUCUACAACGCUAAGGGAAAAAAAAUCAUGAUCACGCGAAAUAUUGAUUCAAAAAGCUCCCUUACCUUUCGUUCAUAGCCACUCUGUGUCCUACGGCUGGUUUAAACGCCGUUUAGUCGACUUUCUUUCCAUCAGUACUCGAUGGAAAGAAAGUCGAUCAAUAAGGGCCCGAAUCACAUGUAAUAAUGCAAGAAAUAUCGAUUUUCGUUAUCUUAAAGGCUACUAGUACCGAUAGACAAACAAGAAGACUUCAUAUCUUUAAGACUUUUUACAUUUAUUUGGCAUGAGAUAAUACACUAAUAACUCUAGUAUAUUCCCACCAAAUGACCUCUGAAGCCCGAACCCACAAAUAGUGCGCUUGGGCUGCCUGUGCCUUCACACUUUACACUAUAAGCCCUUUGCUGCUAUAGCAAGUAUCAAGCAAUGGUAAAUUGAAAAUAAGAAAAAAUAAGUCGAAAAAAUGCUGACCAUAAAUGGGAGAUAAAUAAUCGCAAUGAAAAUCGUCUUAAUGUCACGCGCGACUCACUUCCGAAGCUUUUAGAGACGAAAACAUAAAGAAUGCCAAAAUUGGUCAGGUUAAGUUUCAUAGACCGGACGUCUUAACGCUUAAGUGAUAGCGUGACCGGAAACUUCGAUAGGCGUGUAUCCAGUCACAAAGGGCUCACACAAGACUUGAAAUGGACAGAUUUGGUUAUUAUAGGGAAUUUUCCUUUUCUAUUAAUUAGUAUAAGAAGGGGUUACCCGGCUGGUUUUAUCAUCAGUAAAUCAGCAUCUCUCGGAAGAACGACCAAAGACGAAACAGAUCAGCCUCAGAAUGGAAAUAAUAGGAAGGGUAGGCCUCAAAAACUCAGGAAAAGUAUUCGGCGUACAGCGUACAGAACAUUGGAAAACAAAGCUCAGCAAAGGAAAUGAACUAGUGAGGGGCGUGAAUGGAGUAAAGAGGAAAGAGGAAAGACAAGGAAAGUUAUCCAAAGUAGUCAAACAAAAAACAGAGGUAAGCAUUCAGACAGCAACUAAUCCGUCUUUUAGUAUAUCCCUAAUUGUUUUAUAAUUUUGGUCCUGAAAAUUAUACUCCGAUCGUCAAAAAGAGAAGUGGAAAAAAUUUGGUAAUACUUUCACUUUUUACUUUUCUUAAGAAGGGAACGCUCGCCACCUAAAUCUCACUUGAGCGUUACUGACUCGGGACAGGCUAGGCCACAAAAGGAGCGGAAUACUUUUAAUAGUUUUUCUGACUACCACUCAGUUGGAAAUAAAGAAAGACAGACUUGGACUUUUUUAAACGGACUCAGUGUUUGUUCAAAGUUUUAUCUGUAGUUUUGUAAAACGUAGUCUACCUGGUGCUCUAGAACGUUUUGACGGCUUUUAGUAAACAGUGUCAAGCGUAUUGCUGAUUUAGUUUUUGGCCCAUAAUCUUUUGAUUAAGUAUCAGAGUAGUGAUGGCAUGUACCGACGUGACGAAAAAUUAGAUGCUAUUAUAUCAUUAUAAAUAUACUCGGCGGCUUAUGGUCUAAGGUUUGCUAAUCAGUAAUCAAUUUGAAAUUAAAGAGGUCAUCAGUAUCCGAGACGUAUGUUGCGGAAGUAGUAGCAUUACCGUAUAGCUUAGCAUACCGUAUGAAAAACUUCCUUCACUAAAAUGGAUGUUUUUUUUUCCCAGCCGGAGGAAAGAAAGGACCUUUUCCCGCGACCCACCGCAGUCAAAACUGGGAACUCGCCAUUGAGCAGUGACGUCAACACAGCGUUCAGGACAAUUCUGGAGUAUCUGAAGAAAGCUAUGUCCGUCUGCAGUUUGAAGGCAAAAUUGUCAUUCAAGGACUACUCAGUGAGCGUCAACAAACCGUGUGAGUUCGUGGAACUCGUAAAAUGCUGCCUCGUCCUGGACGCGGAGAAAAGACAAGUCAAGUUUAAAAUUCACAAGGGUGUCGCCAUUUCCGCUAUUAAUGCUUGUAUUCCUCCCCCGGUGAAGAAAGCAAAAUCUGUGAUACGCGCUGCCAUAAAACGCAUCCCCCUGCAGAAUCAGACAGCAAUCACUAAGCUGUUUAGCGCCAUCUUUAAAGUACUGGCGACCAAGCAAGACCGAGAUUACGUCACCAUGUCUCAAGAUGACGUCAUUGAUAAUGACAUGUCGUUUGAACAAUUGAUGUCAAGCAAUAAACUUUAUUCCACGCUCGUGGCCCUUGAUCUCAAGAUUUUGUGUUCCAAAAGCGUGGUCGUGGAGCUGAAAAGACGACAAAUCUUGGCUGGAAUACGAAGAGGGAGGGUGGUUCUAGACGCCAGCCAAGGUCUGCAGAUAUUCAAGGAACCUCGUGUCUUUAUGAGAAGCGAGGAGGUUCAGGUUGCCUUGGUGACCCUAGCAAAGUGGGUCUCUUCACAUCAACAAUUCGGUGUGUUGCAAAAUGUUUUAGAAGUUGUGAAAUGCUUACAGGCCGUAACUAAUUACAGAGGCAAGCAUUGA
Messenger RNA from Porites lobata, 2924 nucleotides. The record is from the annotation of a GenBank genome assembly. Lineage: Eukaryota; Metazoa; Cnidaria; Anthozoa; Scleractinia; Poritidae.